AUGAGGACCUCUUAUCUGGCCGUAGCCACCGCCUUGGUUACACUCACUUGGGCCGCCGUCGCCCCCACGCAGCAGUGUCGCUGCUUGCCUGGUGAUGCGUGCUGGCCGUCGACUGCCUCUUGGGAGGCACUGAACGCCACCGUCAGUGGACGUCUGGUCGCGACCGCCCCCAUUGGCUCGCCCUGCCAUGAUCCCACCUACGACGCCGCCGCCUGCGAGGCGUUGCAGUCAUCCUGGUCGAACCCCUUGACCCACAUCCCCUCUUCCUCGUCUGUGAUGCAGUCGUACUUUGCCAACCAGUCCUGCGACCCCUUCACUGAUAGAGCCGUCCCUUGUACCCUUGGCAACUAUGUCAGUUAUGCUGUCGAUGUCCAGGGCGCGGCAGACGUGAGCAACGCUCUCAAGUUUGCCAAGGCCAAUAAUGUCCGUGUCGUUGUUCGCAACACCGGCCAUGACUUCCUUGGUCGAUCCACUGGUGCUGGUGCCCUAGCCAUCUGGACCAACCACCUGAAGUCGAUGGACUUCACCACCUGGUCUGACGAGCACUACUCCGGCCCCGCCGUCAAAGUUGGUGCCGGUGUCCUUGGAUACGAGGUGCUUGAGGCGGCGCACGCCGAGGGACUUGCAGUUGUCUCUGGCGAGUGUGCCACCGUCGGUCUCGCCGGCGGUUUCAUCCAGGGCGGAGGCCACAGCGCUCUAUCCACUGAGUUUGGUCUCGCCGCCGACCAGACGCUUGCGUUCGAAGUUGUCACCGCAGAUGGCGAGACCGUCGUUGCGUCUCCCUCGCAGAACGCAGACCUGUACUGGGCCCUCAGCGGUGGCGGCGGCGGCACCUUCGGCGUCGUCACCGCUGUCACUGUCCGCGCCCACCCGGAAGAGACCGUUGGCGGCGCAGCCUUCCAGCUCCUUGCCGCGAGCACUACGCCCGAGAAGUUCAGCGCUGCCGUCUCCAAGUUCCACGAGCUGCUGCCCGCCAUGACCGACAACGGCGCCAUGGCCGUCUUCCUCCACAAUUCCCAGUUCCUGGCCCUCCGUCCUCUGACCGUCUGGAACUCGACUGCCGCCCAUGUCCGCGAUGUAGUGCUUGCCCCGUUCACCAAGGCGCUGGGGGAGAUGGGCAUUACCCUGGCGGUCGCGUACAGUGAGCUCUCGUACCGCGACCACUACGCCACUUACAUGGGUCCCCUCCCCCAGGGCAACCUCGAGGUGACCCGUUACCAGUUCGGCGGCCGUCUAAUCCCCCGCGAGGUCAUCGAGAACAACAACGAUGCGUACCAAGUGGUCGUCAGAAACCUCACUGCCAACGGCGUUCUCCUCGCCGGCAGCGUUGGCCAGUACAACAAGCCGGCCGGCGCCCCCGACAACUCGGUUCACCCGGCGUGGCGCAAGGCUGUCAUGCAGCUCCAGCUGAUCACCAACUGGGAUGACGCGGCGCCGUGGGCCGACAUGGAGGACUCGCAAAAGCGCAUGACGGAGGAGUUUAUGCCGCUCAUCCAGUCCGUGACGCCCGGGAGCGCCUCGUACAUGAAUGAGGCCGACUUCAGGCAGCCGGACUGGCAGAACGCCUUCUUCGGUGACAACUACGCGAAGUUGCUGACCAUCAAGAAGAAGUAUGACCCCGAGUCGCUCUUCUAUGUGCUCAAGGGCGUGGGAAGCGAGGCGUGGGACGUUGCACCCAAUGGAAAGAUGUGCCGGGUCUAA
This is a messenger RNA of Colletotrichum graminicola M1.001, 1701 nucleotides long. RefSeq names its product FAD binding domain-containing protein. NCBI's taxonomy places the organism in Eukaryota, Fungi, Ascomycota, Sordariomycetes, Glomerellales, Glomerellaceae. The transcript has 3 exons. Gene Ontology annotation, molecular function: FAD binding; oxidoreductase activity. The record is from RefSeq and is a predicted model, not a curated record. Bases 1 to 1701 code for a protein of 566 amino acids.